AUGGAGAGAUUCGUGCAUCAUUUCGAUAUUUCUGGCAUUCCAGGUGAAAAGACACUCGAUAGAGGGGAAAGGGAGGAACGAAGAACGAUCGCGAUGGAUCGAUGGCCGGUGCAACUGGCGAUCCUAGGGACGCUGGUCGCGAGCCUAAACGCCGCCAUCGACUUUCGACACAUCUCCUACGAAGAGAUAAUCUGUACCGGUUGACGCUAACCUCGCUGACGCCGCUCGAGCACGCCACUUGGCCAGCCCCGGACGAUAAGAGCAACACCUGUCAGAACAAGGGCCAAAGCGUCGACGACUGUCGCAACUACGUGAAGGUUCUGCUCACCAAUGGAAAGAGCCUGUUCACUUGCGGCACGUACGCGUUCAGCCCUUGGUGUACGUGGAGAGAGAUCGAGAACAUCAGCAGCGUGACGAGCGAGAUGUCGGGUGUAGCGAUGUGUCCUUACUCGCCACACGCGAACGUAACCGCGUUAUUAGCCAGAGGACCAACAGGCGGCCUGUUCACCGGGGCGCCGACCGAUUUUUCCGGCGCGGAUCCAGCCAUAUGCAGGACGCUCGCCUCGCCGAAUCUUCGCACUCACCAGUACGAUUCCAGAUGGCUGAACGAUCCGCAGUUCGUCGGCAGCUUCGAAACCGAGGAUCACGUGUACUUUUUGUUUCGCGAGUCGGCCGUCGAGUACAUCAACUGCGGCAAGAAAAUCUACUCGAGAAUAGCGAGGCUGUGUAAGAAUGACCGCGGUGGUCAAAUUAUGAUGAGAGAGGUCUGGACGACGUUUAGCAAGGCGCGAUUAAAUUGCUCUCUACCUGGCGAGUUUCCUUUCUACUACGACGAGAUUCAGGGCGCGGUCUAUCAUCCGGAAGAAGGCAUCGUUUACGCGACGUUCACCACGCCCAUCAAUGGAAUUGCCGGGUCGGCGAUAUGCGCGUUCAACAUGUCGGCGAUCACCGCGAGCUUCAACGGGCCUUUCAAGCACCAGGAGAAUUCGGGCGCCGCCUGGGAGAGGAGGCCGGUCUCUCAUCAAAAUCGUCAACGAUGCGGCAACAUGGCGAACGUCGCUCCUCAUCAGAUCAUAGACAAUCAGAGAUACCAGCUGAUGGACGACGCGGUUCAGAGCACCACUCUGGAACCCUUGCACACCGCUCUGCUCGAGAGAUUCACGUUGAUCGCCCUGGACGUCACGCCAACUAAACUGCACCGCGGCGUCACUGUGCUGUACGUGGCUACCGACGUUGGCCUGAUCAAGAAGAUCUCGGUUUUACCGCGCACGCAAGAAACCUGUAUCGUUGAAGUCUGGGGUCCCUUGCCCUCGACACCGAUGACCAUGCAAUUCUUGAAAGACACGCAGAGCCUGUACGUCGGCACAGAAUUUGGUCUCUCGAGAAUACCAGCUGCGCAAUGCCACAGACACCGAAGUCGCCAGGCUUGUCUGAACGCUCAGGAACCGUAUUGCGGUUGGAACGAGCAUCUGAUGAAAUGCGAUCCAGCUCCGAAGCAAAACCAUCUUGCUAAUCACUGGCAUCAAGAAGUCACCAAGUGCCCUGUUCUCACAGAUCCUGUGGAUGGUGGAUGGAGCGCUUGGAGCUCUUGGUCCUCGUGUCAACAUGGUACUACGGAUCACGCACAUUCUCAUUCACACGUCCAUUUGCACUCUCACACCGAGACGGUCUUGGACACUUGUCAGUGUCAAACACGAGACUGCAACAACCCGCCUCCGCAACACGGUGGAGCAACUUGUUCGGGAGCUAGGGUCAGGGUGACGAACUGCACGGUUCACGGUGGCUGGACAGCCUGGUCAGCCUGGUCAGCGUGUUCGCAAACGUGUGGCUUCGCGAUGAAAACACGUCGGCGCACGUGCACGAAUCCAGCACCGGCUUUCGGUGGAAGAGUCUGCGUUGGUCACGAUCACGACGACAUCGUCUGCAUAGAUCUUCCACCGUGUCCUACACCUGCCAAGGUCGCAACACCACCGCAACAAACCAUUGGUCAAUGGUCAUCUUGGGGCACUUGGAACGCUUGCUCCCGACCUUGCAACGGUGAUCGAAGAAUGCAACUCGCAUCAAUGCAUCGAGACGAAAAGAUACUCCGGAUGGACUCCGUGGCUAGCAGUGAACGGUAGCCUUCAGAGCGCAAGCAUCGGCUACGUGGAGAAACGGUUCCGAUUCAGUUGCCGUGCUCAGACCGACGAUCCAUCCAGCGUCAGGGUGCAACUGGCCAAAGAGGAGGAACGCUACUGUAGAAACGACGGUUCUUGCCUAAGAGGGAACGUGAAUCAAAAUUCGUACGGGGAUCUCGGGACGGAAGCUGGAUGGAGCGAAUGGUCCGCGUGGCGGCCUUGCGAUCGUCCUUGCGACGGAGGUUCACAACACAGAAUCAGACAGUGUGAAUCACCACCUUGCGAGGGUUUGUCCGUGCAGACCAGGUUGUGCAAUAUGCAUCCGUGUCGGUUGAGUCAAGCUGGAAACGCAGCGACCGAGGGCCAGUGGUCCUGUUGGACAGACUGGUCCGAAUGUUCGGUGUCGUGCGGCGUUGGCGUGCGUUCCCGAACGAGAGAGUGCCUCGGGCCGGAAAGCUGCGAAGGCCCGAGACUAGUUAGAGAGACCUGCGAGAUGCCCAGCUGCGAGUCUUUGGCCGGAUGGGACUCGUGGUCGCGUUGGACUCCCUGUGACGACGAUCAUCAGCAACAUAGGAAGAGACAGUGUCUUCAACAUGGUAACGGAUUCUGUCAGGGACUCAGCAGAGAGACUCGCGACUGUUUGCCCGAUUGUAUGGAUAACGAUAAGCAAACACUGCUGUACAUUGAUGUACGUUAUGUUUGUGCAUUGUACAACUUUUACAGACGUAAACGCUCUAAGAUCAAGCAUAGAACGUUCGGGUGUAACUAUCGGAGCAGUGGUAGGCAGCUGCGUAGUUGGAUUCUUGGUUGGCUUGGCCGUGACCGCGGUGUUGAGCUUCUGUUAUCUGAAGCGACGUCAGCAGCGAAUCCCCGGCAGCCCUCACUACAUCAGCAAACAAAACUCCUACGUCUCGGUUCCGUUGAAAGAUGUAAAUGCCAAACGGCAGCCCAGUUUCUCCGGCAGCACGAAUGGUAACGGAACUCUUCGCAGUAAGAACAAUCCAAACGUGAACGGCCUCGGAAGUCCGAAACUUUACCCAAAGAGUCUCGACUAUGAGUCUGCUACGUUGAAGCGCAACAGUCAUGGCCAGCAACAUAUCCGAGUGGAUCCUGACCAGGACAAGUACUACUGA
Heterotrigona itama is the source of this 3250-nucleotide messenger RNA. The record is from the annotation of a GenBank genome assembly. Lineage: Eukaryota; Metazoa; Arthropoda; Insecta; Hymenoptera; Apidae.